AUGUUAUAUUCAACGUAUCUGAUCCUUCUCGGUAUUUUGUUUUUAUUAAAAUCCUCCACUUCAGCGGAAUACUCUCGGAACCACGAUAAAUUCUACUCGUCGAUCGGGAGCAAGCCCUUAUCUAGCCAGGAGACUGACAACCUGAGGCUGGUGUUGAAUUUCAUUCGCCAAUCCCCUGAGUUUCAUCCGCUCACGUUCUCCGUAAUACUGCCGGAGUUUCAAUCGAGCUUCAUCGAAUUUUUGCUGAGCUAUGUUGGACAAAAUUCGAUCGAGGCCUACAAAGUCAGGGCGAGGGAUCUGUCCCUGAAGGCCACUUGGAUGAGCCGGCUACGACUCACUUGGAUCUUCGUCGUUCAAGACUUGUCCAGCUUUAACAUCUUCGUUUAUUGGCAAUGGAAUCUGUGGAAAGCCGGCAACCAAUAUUUGAUUAUCUUCACUGGAAAAGUAGUCACCACGCUCUGGACGGAGGCUUUUACAAACUUGUGGAGAAAGUACGACGUUCAUCGAAUCGUCGUCGUCGACGAUGAUUUUCGAUGUCUGACCAGAUACAUGCCGCUCGAGAAACGAUCUAACAACGGCUUUGGAAGGGUAUACAAAUCAUGUUUGAAGAAAAAUCAUUUUACCAAGCGACCCAGCGAGUACGAUGUUCUUCAAAAUCCGCCAAGAGGUAAUAAUUCGGGAUAUCCAGAGGAUAUUCUUCGACUGAACAGAGAUACAAGGUUAUUCGAGAAUUUCCAAAACUUGAAUCAUUAUCCCCUGAACGUGCUGGUGUUCGAAUCUCUGUUGAUGAACGUUUCAUACGAUACUCGGAAUAGACUGGAAUUGAGCAAACCAGACGCUAAUGUGGCGUUUGCUCUGGAGAAGGCGAUGAGGGCAAAAUUUCGUAUAAAAGCUAUGAGGAAGGUUGAUUUCACGGAUGAUCCAUUUACCACUUCGUUGACAAGCAUCGAGACUAGAAACGUGGACAUGGUUAUCACCGGAUUUUUCGUCAAGGUUUAUAGCAAAUUUCGAAAGUUUCAGUUCACCUGUGCCGUGUACGAGGACAAGCUGUGCUUCGUGUCGCCCGAUUCUGGUCUGGUACCCAAGGCUUACAUGCCUUUUCUACCCUUUCAAAAGAGCUUAUGGUUUCUGCUAAUAGCAUAUAACAUUACGGUUACGUUCCUGUGGUGGUUGGUGAAACACAUUAGUGAAUCGUUGCGACGUCAACGCAAAUGUGCCAAUCCUAGUCGACGAUUAGAAAUUAAUCGUUCAACGAGAAAACCACAAGCACGGUAUCUUCCCAAAAGUGGGAUAAAAAAUUACUUUCCAAUGAAAGAACAUCGUUACUCUGAUGUAUCUAAUUACAAAGAACCACCAGAAAUUCCCCGAUACAUUAAAAGACCGAUCAUCUUUAUCGAGUACCUUACCUAUCCCUUUCAAACAAGCGAAAUUCCAGCGCAGAGAGCUCUACUCCUCGGCACCCUAUUUUUCGCUCUUAUCCUCAAUGGACUGUAUCAAAGCGUCUUGGUAUCUAGCCUAAGUAAACCGUUCCAUUACCCUCAACUACAUAAUCUAGAAGAUGUAGUAAAUUCUGGAAAAAUCGUGAUCACCAAGUAUGCGAAUCUGAAGAACGUGUUCCUGGAUGAUUCCGAACUAGACGCGAUGCUGAUUCGGAGAAUUCACGUGAUUAACGUUCAACGAUCUACAAAGGACAUUGUGGCGUACGAAGAUAAAAUCGCGAUCACCAGAUAUUACACGUUGGAGCUCGACGAUUCCGACUAUUUCGACAAAGAAGGAAAUCCCCUAUUGAACUUGGUGGACGAAUGUCCGAUGAAUUAUAGAGUGUCUUACGUGUCAAGAUUGCAUUCACCUUACGCAGAGAAAGUCGAUUUUGUGUUGUUAAGGUUGAGAGAAGCGGGUCUGCUUAAUUUCUGGUUCGAUGAUAUGUUGUAUCGUAUUAAGAUAGCUAAGAUGAAGAAAAGGAGAUUGAACAAGGAUAUGGCGGCGAUGAAGAGCCGGAUGAGCGGCGAGAUCAGGUUAACGCUGGAUCAUUAUUUAUUAACGUUUUUAUUGCUGUUCGUUGGCCUGUUUGGAUCUACCGUGAUGUUCUUCACGGAACUGUACAUCGCGAAACGAAGCACAAGUAAAUGUUAAAAUAAACAAAAAGAAUGUUCGUUUCAAAAUUCAUUUCUUUUAGGGGAAAAUUCAAACCGAGAAAUUGCUCGUGACCAGAAACAGAGAAAAAAUAGAAAAUAUGUGUUUUGUUUGUUCGUUGUGUAACAAAAAAGUUUUACCACUAUCGUGCAGUUAUCACGAAUUUUUCUAUUUGGAUUUAUACCGCGUACUUUCAAUGUUGACGUCCCACUAACGGUUUGAGUAGACUAACAGUUUUUUCCACGAUGAAACAAUUUCUGACAUUUUUUUUACUUGCUUCUUAUUUUCCCAUUUGUUUGGUUUUCCAGGCGAAAUACUGGUAAAUUUAAGAAUAGAACGGCUGGUGAUCGGCCGAAUCGACGAUUUGUUAUUUUCGCUUAAAUCAAUCCUUCUUCGCGUCGUUGAGACACGAGCGAUCCUAUCUAUUAUUUGUCUCCAUUCAUCUACUUGACAUGAUAAAAGGAAAUAUCUGUUGACCUACUUUAAACAGAAACAGAUCGAUAACUGUCUUUUCUAUUAUCUAUUAUAAACGAAGAAAUAAAGAAAUAAAAAAGUACACUCGUUGCUUUCGAUCAAGCGACUUAAUCAACCGAAUCAUUAAUUAUGCAGGUAUCAUCGUGAAGAUUGACUAAUAAUUAAGCCGAUGUACUAAUGAGGUUCUAUGUUCAUCGUUAUUAAUGAGAAGCAAUUAAAAGUGUAUGUAAAUCACGGCUAUAACACGUUAAAUGCAAUUUGAUAUCGUGACAUUUGGUGCAUUAAUUAUAAUAGAAGCGUUUUAGAAUUAUUAUAAAAUCACGCGAACGAUGGUCGCACCUUGAUGGAUUUAAUAUUCUAAGCACGUACUUCGUUUCUUCACAGCAGAUGCUCCACUAAAUGCGAUUAAGUUGUACCUGUCUGUGUUACGAGAGUGCUUCUCUGAUACUCUUUUUCCCGUUGUCCUCGGAAACGAUUGAAUCUGAAUCUGUUGAAAUAAAUCAGCGCGAUCAGAGAACGAAAAUCUCGUGUCCUUGCAGAAAACAUAG
Molecule: messenger RNA, 3155 nt
Organism: Bombus pascuorum
Lineage: Eukaryota; Metazoa; Arthropoda; Insecta; Hymenoptera; Apidae
Exons: 1
Coding region: 1-2133 (710 amino acids)
Source: RefSeq, a predicted model, not a curated record